GUGUGUGUGUGUCACCUGUCAGAGCAGCUCUUCACCACUUCCUGUUCCACUUCUUCACGUCUCUCAGAGACUGGUUGUGUUCAGUCGGCUUCGUGUGUCAGCAGCGAGAAGAAGAACAAGAAGAACAAGAAGAACCCGGGUCAUGAUGGAGCUCCAGAUCCCGAUCCCUGGGCUUCUGGUUCUGGUCUCAUUGUUUCCUCCAGCAGAGGCUCUAGCCAUGUAUAGCCCCCAGCUGUGUUACAUCCUAGACGGCUUCCUCGGUCUCUACGGACUCAUCAUCACCGCCAUGUUCAUCAAUGAAAAGUUCUUUAAAGCCAAAGUGAAGAGAGCCAAAGAGAGCUACAGCGAUCCUGAGCGUCAUACUUCUGGAGCUCACAGUCAGCCCAUGACAAAGAGGAACCGAGUGAUGGACAACAACGCCACCUACACCGAUCUGAAUCGUCGUCAAGAAGAAUCAUACAAAGAACUUCCUGUCAAAAGAGAACGUCAGAGAAGGAGUGAGCAGGUUUACCAGGCUCUGAGCCCGGCCACCAGGGACACCUACGACUCUCUGCAGAUGCAGCCUCUUCCUCGCUAACGCACUACUUGCUGUUGGCCUCUCACACACCAACGACGACGAUGAAGAAUCCAUCUUUUUAUUUAGUAUUAUUAUGUCAAUUUGUUAAUUUUGAGGGACGUUUGCUUUAAAACAAUCUUCUUCUGCAGAAAAACGAUACAAAUCUUAACUUUUAUCCUCCCUUAAUUUACCACAAAGAUUAUCCAUUUUGAUUAUCCAUAUUGAUUUCAUUACAGCAUGAUGUAAUCGAUGUAUGGAUAACAAAAAAGAAACAAGGUCAAAUGUUUCUUCAACCAGUUUAUUUUCAAUAUAAUAAAAUAAUUUCAGUUCAGCUUAUUUUCUUGCAAAAAUAUUUUUAUAGUUGUAAUAAUCACUAGUUUAUUUCCUUUCUACAUUCCAUAAUUUAGACAAUUAAUAUCUGUUUUUAUUUUGCUGUUUAUUUGUUGUAUUGAUGCGUUUAUACUUAAAUACCAUAACUAGUUAGUCUUAUAGUUGUAAAAGUAUUUUCUGAUUAAUUGACCAUUUGUUUCAUUGUUUCGAUAUUUUCCUGAGAAUUUGUGUUUUUUAUGAAUAUUUUGCUUUUGUGGUCAUUUUCCUGUUAAAGGUGAGUUUAGCUCUGUCUAAAAUGUCUUAAUAAAUCUCUAUUAAAGCAGA
This is a messenger RNA of Gasterosteus aculeatus aculeatus (three-spined stickleback), 1210 nucleotides long. It is a transcript of the gene cd247, whose product is annotated as CD247 molecule. NCBI's taxonomy places the organism in Eukaryota, Metazoa, Chordata, Actinopteri, Perciformes, Gasterosteidae. The record is from RefSeq and is a predicted model, not a curated record. Gene Ontology annotation, molecular function: transmembrane signaling receptor activity. Gene Ontology annotation, biological process: cell surface receptor signaling pathway. Gene Ontology annotation, cellular component: membrane.